This is a messenger RNA of Parnassius mnemosyne (clouded apollo), 867 nucleotides long. NCBI's taxonomy places the organism in Eukaryota, Metazoa, Arthropoda, Insecta, Lepidoptera, Papilionidae. The record is from the annotation of a GenBank genome assembly.
AUGGGUGAUAAGGGAGAGAUUAAAGAGACAUCGGAAUUAACAAACGUGCCUAUAAGAACUGUUUGUAGAAUAGUGUCAGCAGGAUCUAAUCAUCUUCCACGUAAACGGACCAAGAUAAGUUUUAAAAGAAUUGAUAAUUUUACAGAGGAACAUGUGAGGAGGACUAUUUACAAUUUUUACCUCAACAAUGAGAUUCCAACGUUACGUGAGAUUUAUCAAUCAUUGAUGAGAAGUGAAACUGGUUUUGAAUAUUCAGAAACUACACUCUGGAGACUAUUAAAAAAACUUGGAUUCAAGUAUGGAAAAUUAGAUGAAAGAAGAACUGUAAUGGAAAGUCCCCGACUUUUAUUACUAAGGGAAAAAUUUAUUAAUAAAAUACGUUUACGAAGGUCGGCAGGAAAAAAUAUAAUAUAUUUAGAUGAAACAUGGUUUGACACUCACGAUACUCUAAAAAAAGUGUACACAGACAAUUCACCAAGUUGUACAACUAAAGCUCCAUGUUCUAGGGGUAAACGUUUAAUAAUAUUACACGCAGGCGGUGAACAGGGCUGGAUACCAGGGGCUUUACUGAUCUCUAGCAAACAUUUGAAAAGCUCUAGUGCAGACUACCAUGAAGAUAUGGAUUCUGGAUUAUUCGAGAAAUGGUUCACUGAUCAGCUUUUGCCUAAUAUUCCCAGUAGCAGUGUGAUUGUUAUGGAUAACGCAUCAUACCACAGCCGACAAAUAGAAAAAAUUCCCAGCACAAACACUAGGAAAAGUGACUUUUUAAGAAGUCAUAACAUUUCUGUGCCAGAGAAAUCAACAAUUAAAAGUUUGUUGGAAGUAGUCAAAAACAAUUAUUUUGAAAAAAAAAUAUGUGGUCGAUGA